Austrofundulus limnaeus is the source of this 2676-nucleotide messenger RNA. It is a transcript of the gene tmem79a, whose product is annotated as transmembrane protein 79a. The record is from RefSeq and is a predicted model, not a curated record. Gene Ontology annotation, cellular component: lysosomal membrane; trans-Golgi network membrane. Gene Ontology annotation, biological process: regulated exocytosis. The transcript is spliced from 5 exons. Bases 297 to 1574 code for a protein of 425 amino acids. NCBI's taxonomy places the organism in Eukaryota, Metazoa, Chordata, Actinopteri, Cyprinodontiformes, Rivulidae.
GUCAGARUUGAUGGCGAAACGUAACGCGGAGUGAUACGUCUUCACUGUUAGCAUGUCCUCUGAGAUUGGUUCAACUUUCCAACACCUUGACAGGUAACUUUAAGCUGCCAUUCGGAGGAAAACAACUAAAUCAACUACGCAAACACAACUCUGUGAUGUUUCAAGUGAUGUGAGUCAAUUAAAACCAGGAUCCAAACAUGGCCUUCAUUUGUUGGAGGACAAGUUUCUUGCAGUGAAGUUCUGGGCGUUUGUAGGUGUUUUUUUGACUGAAAAUAAAGAACUCCACACCCUGAAGAAUGUCUGACCAAGGUGACUUAACCACGGCUUCAAACGGGGAGGUGGCUGGUCGAACUGCACGGCCACAAACGGCAGAGACUAAGAAGCUACAGGACAGCAGCAGUGAGGAGGAGAGAAGGGAGAGUGUAGAUGAUGAUGAUGAUGAAGAAGAAAACGAGGAGGAAGAGGAGGAGGAGGAUGUGAGAACCCCUGCUCACCUGGAGCCCAGCACUUUGCCGUGGCCGGGAGACCAAAAAAAGAAGCUCCUGUCGGACGAGGACGCUUCGGGGUCUGAGGAGAGGGACACGGGGAUCAGCAGGGGGAGUCAGGACCUGUCGGAGGAGCAGAGCCAGGCGGAGGGAGACGUCAGGAGCAAAUCCAAAUGGAGGGAGAGCAUGCCUGAAGGUGAGAGGUGGAGGGACGAUGACGUCCAGGUGGAGCAGAAAGAUAAAGGUGAUGGAUCACUUGCGGACGAUGAGGAGGAGAAGGAURAGGAGUGGCCCUCAGAGAAACACUCCUUGGGUUUCACUCCACAUGUAGAGAUUUUGUGUCCAACCAGUAAAGAUUCUCCUGAGGAGGACCAGUACUUCAGGGAGGAGGCGCUGAGAGAGGAGCAGAGGGAGGCGCUGAUGGAGCACAACAUGGCUGCACAGUUUUACCCCGAGUGGGAAGAACAGGAUAAGUACUAUCUGUGCGAGGACCUCUGCAGCGAGAAACUGAGGCUGGUUUUGUCCACGGCGGCUGCGGGGCUACUCUUCCCCCUGCUGGUGUGGGGGGGUCACGCCCUGCUUCCCUUCGAGUCGCCGCCGCUGCCGAGCGCCCCGCUCCGGGUCGCGUACACGCUUCGCUGCUCCUUCUUCGCCACCAUCCCCAUCCUGCUCGGUGUGUUGGUGCAGGGCGUGGCCCGGCUGCGUUUCGGCGCCCUGAAGCCGCUCUAUCAGCACGAGGUGGUGAACAAGGAAGUGGCGGUUCACUGGCACUACGUCAACGAAUCGUUGGCGCUCUUUCUCUUCUACUUCCUGCAGCUGGCCGUCCUGGCAACCUACAUCAACCAGGACCUGGUUAAACUGGUGCCACUGCUCACCAUCGUAUUCGUUUUUGGCAGGCUCAUCUACUGGGUCUGCCUCGCUCUGAACAGCACCGUCCGAGGCUUCGGCUUCGGCCUCUCCUUCUUCCCCAUACUCGUCAUGCUGRGCGCCAACCUCUACUACGUGUGCUCAUCGGUCGGGCAGGGCUCCGUUUUCGACGUGGCGCCCCCCGCGACGCAACCCCCUCCCCGGCUGCGCUGGUGGUUUUAAAGCAGAAAUAAUUUUUUAAAAAGGUGGAGAGGAGAAGCCAGACGACACAUCCCACUCAGGCAUCAUUUGUCCAUUUAGGUAUCUUUUACCUUUUUUUUUUUUAUUAAAGUCGUAAUCCUGAAGAUUUCUGGCCUAAUUAAAAACGAUUGGCAUUGCAAAGGCUUGCACAGUUCAUUUGUUUACAAUGCUGCAGAACAAACUAAGAUUUUAGAGAAUUUCUUCAUAACUGGAACGAACAAUAAUAAUACAAACUACUUGUUUUGGAUUAGAUUAUAUGUUUUGAUUUAAUUUUAAAUAGAUUAGCACUGCCAACAACUUUCAUAUUACUAUUUUAUUUCAUCAACAACUUAAAGAACAGAUAAAUCAAUAUAAAACUGAUUUUGGGAACUUCUAAAGCUCAAAUCUUUCAGGCAUUAAAACAAAAAGUUUUCGCAUCUUAAAGUUUAAAAUCUUAAGUCUACAUCACAUGAAAUAACUCUUGUAAUCAUGGAAACUAAAGCUGCACAAAUGUGCCUUAAUUUUUUUUGUCCUCAUAAGUAUUUAUUAAUUUUGUGCCAAUAAACACUUUAAAUUUCUUUUUUGUUUUGUUUGGAUUUGACGAGUUAGUUUGUCACAGAGUCUGACGUAAAGACAAAACUUUCACAUAAAGCACAACAUCCAGUCAACCUCGUUUUAAAAUAUUUGCUGAUUUAUUUCCAAUGGACAUUCACCUAAAAUAUAUAUUUUAUUUGAACAAUAAAAAAAAUAUCAACUGUUGCAUCAUGUUUCACAGAUGAACACUCACGUGAGAUUUGAGAAAAACAAAAUGUAAUUGGUGUUUUUGUUCCAGAAUGAAUUAAACGAUUUUUUUCUUGAUUAUGGGAAAAAAAAACAAUAUUUGAGGGAUUUCUUUUUUGUCUUUGUUUUAUUUUUUAUCUCAGUUGUUUCGAGUGAAAAUCUUUUAAACUUAUUGUUUAACUGAACCAUUAUUUACUUUUGUUGUUUUUAUUGAUUAAAAGCUUCAUAAACGGUUGUGCUGUUUUGGAAAAAUCUUUCUGUUGAAGGAUUUCUGUAGAGAUGAUCAAUAAAACUGUGAGUUUAAUAAACGUUUUCUGAAACAGGA